UCUUUUUUUAAAUUUCUUCCGUAAAGUACAUUUUGAAGUUGGAGUAUUGAGACGUGAGUAAUCGAUCUUUAAUAAAGGAGUGGCCAAAAAGUAGAUAGCUUGUUAAAUUUUGUCAUAGGCUUUUAACACAAGAGUUGAUUAAUAUACAUAUACAAAAUGGCAUCUCCCGCACUUAAAGACCUCCCCAAAGUAGCUGAAAACUUGAAAAGUCAACUUGAAGGCUUUAACACUGAUAAGUUAAAGAACGCCAGUACACACGAAAAAAUUGUACUCCCCACUGCGGAAGAUGUGGCUGCUGAAAAGACCCAGCAAUCUUUAAUUUCUGGGAUAGCAGCUUUUGAUCCAUCAAACUUGAAGCACACUGAAACUAAUGAAAAGAAUCCCUUGCCCGAUAAGGAAGCAAUCGAAAAGGAAAAGGAAAAGAAUCAACUUAUUUCUGGCAUUGAAAAUUUUGAUUCUAAAAAAUUAAAACACACUGAGACAUGCGAGAAGAAUCCUCUACCUACGAAGGAAGUUAUUGAAGAGGAAAAGAAAGCUUAAAAUCAAAUCUGAUAAAGCAUUCACUUAAUUUUUUAUUGAAUGCUAUACUUUUACUCAUUCCUAAUAUAUAAUAUUACUGAAAGAGAUACUACUUUAUGAGAGGAAUUUUAUAAUUUUGCAUAUUUAUAAUAAAUAUAAAAAAAUCAUAAAAAACGU
Molecule: messenger RNA, 696 nt
Organism: Anastrepha obliqua
Lineage: Eukaryota; Metazoa; Arthropoda; Insecta; Diptera; Tephritidae
Gene: cib
Product: thymosin beta
Exons: 4
Coding region: 157-540 (127 amino acids)
Biological process (GO): actin filament organization
Cellular component (GO): cytosol
Molecular function (GO): actin monomer binding
Source: RefSeq, a predicted model, not a curated record